CUGAUUGCAGCCCACCAACAUAACAACUGCUGCAAUUUUAAAGUUUUUAGACGGUUUUUAAUGUAAAUUAAGUGCAAUUCGUGGUUAAAACAUUGUUAAAGUGCAUAAUAAACGCGUGUAGUAAAGAUAUGGAGGAUAUAUUUCACUGGUGCCGCGAGGGCAACUCAAUUCAAGUGCGCCUCUGGCUGGAUGAGACCGAGCAUGACAUGAAUUUGGGUGAUGAUCAUGGCUUCAGUCCACUGCACUGGGUGGCCAAGGAGGGGCAUGCCAAGCUUGUGGAGACGCUGUUGCAACGCGGCGCUCGCGUCAAUGCCACCAACAUGGGCGACGACAUUCCCCUACAUCUGGCUGCCGCCCACGGACAUCGCGAUGUGGUUCAAAUGUUGCUACGAGAGCGAUCGGAUGUGAAUGCUGUUAAUGAGCAUGGAAACACACCACUUCACUAUGCCUGCUUCUGGGGCUAUGACAUGAUAUGCGAGGAUCUGUUGAAUGCUGGUGCAUUGGUCAGCAUUGCCAAUAAGGAUGGUCACACGCCAGUGGACAAGGCCAAGCCAAGUCUGGGCAAGCGCAUGCAGGAUCUGGCCGAGAAGAGCGGCCAGGAGAUGAAGGUCAUCAGUUUCAAGGAGCAGAGUUGGCUGGGCAUGAAGACACGCUCCCGUGACGCCACCUUGUCGCGCUUCAAGGGCAUUAGCAUGGGUGAUCUGGAUCUGCACACGAAGCUGUCGGUGGCGCCCUCCGGAGAGACGUGGCGCGGUCGCUGGCAAAAGAACGAUGUUAUUGCCAAGAUUCUAGCUGUGCGUCAGUGCACGUCGCGCAUUUCACGUGACUUUAACGAGGAGUUUCCCAAGCUGCGCAUUUUCUCGCAUCCCAACAUUUUGCCUAUUAUUGGUGCCUGCAAUUCACCGCCCAAUCUGGUGGUCAUUAGUCAGUUUAUGCCACGCUCCUCGUUGUUCAAUCUGUUGCAUGGCGCCUCGGGCGUUGUGGUGGACACCAGCCAGGCCGUACACUUUGCUUUGGAUAUUGCACGCGGCAUGGCCUUUUUGCACUCGCUGGAGCGGAUUAUACCGACUUAUCAUCUGAACAGUCAUCACGUUAUGAUCGACGAUGAUCUAACGGCACGCAUUAACAUGGGUGAUGCCAAGUUCUCCUUCCAGGAGAAGGGACGCAUCUAUCAGCCUGCCUGGAUGUCACCAGAGGCGCUGCAACGCAAGCCGGCCGAUCGUAACUGGGAGGCCUCCGAUAUGUGGAGCUUUGCCGUGCUCAUCUGGGAGUUGACCACACGUGAGGUGCCCUUUGCCGAGUGGUCGCCCAUGGAGUGUGGCAUGAAGAUUGCACUGGAGGGACUGAGGGUUAAAAUACCUCCAGGAACCUCCUCGCACAUGUCUAAGCUCAUCUCGAUAUGCAUGAAUGAGGAUCCGGGCAAGCGACCCAAGUUCGACAUGGUUGUACCAAUCCUCGAGAAGAUGAAGCGCUAAUCCACAGUGCGAAAUGAAAAGUAAAAAUAGUUGCACCUUAAAAGCAACAUAGUUACGAAGCCAAAAUGUGCCUGUUUACAAAACUGUGUAGCUAAAAAGAAUAAUGAAAAGCGAAGCGGAGCGGAAGGAAAUGCUCCCUUAAUGUGUUUGCCAACUAAUUGUAAUUAUACUACUUUGUGUUAAUUAACUGAAACUUAACUGAAUCUAACCGACACCGCAAGUGCCUUAAAAUUCUACAGUCCAAUUUGAAAUAUUUACAGGUAAAUCUUUUACGUUUUCUUUUGUGUUCUUUCUGCCUCUCUAUGUGUAGUAUUUAUGUGUCAUUUUCACGUUUUGUUCUUAUGAAUUUUGAUAAUGUUUAGACGGUGCUCGAUUUUGUAUUCGUUUUAAGUUGAUUUAUAUAAAUACAUUAACAGUUAAGCCUUUAAAGUACGUAUUUAUAAAGCAUAUAUUUGUUACUAAUGAUUAAACGAAAUUUUGUGUACCUAUAAACCAAACU
Drosophila innubila is the source of this 1974-nucleotide messenger RNA. It is a transcript of the gene Ilk, whose product is annotated as integrin-linked protein kinase homolog pat-4. The transcript is spliced from 5 exons. Gene Ontology annotation, cellular component: stress fiber; focal adhesion. Gene Ontology annotation, molecular function: protein binding; ATP binding; protein kinase activity. Bases 129 to 1475 code for a protein of 448 amino acids. Lineage: Eukaryota; Metazoa; Arthropoda; Insecta; Diptera; Drosophilidae. Gene Ontology annotation, biological process: protein phosphorylation; substrate adhesion-dependent cell spreading; cell-matrix adhesion. The record is from RefSeq and is a predicted model, not a curated record.